AUGGAGAGGGUUAAGACACGCAAGCCACACAAAAAGUCAAGGAACGGCUGUCUUCCUUGCAAAGCCCGUCAUGUCAAGUGCGAUGAACAGCAGCCGGACUGCGCAAAUUGCGUGAAGCAAGGCACGUCAUGCGAGUAUCGACCUUCAAAGAGUCGUGAGGGAUCCACAGGGUCGCCAUUACCCGUCCCUGCAACAUACACACCCUCAUCAACAGAAGGAGGGGUAUUCGACCCGGCUUUGCCGAAUCUAUCUUUCACACCAACCCAAGACCUUACAGUGCUUAAUCUACCCCAGUUACGUUUGUUGCAUCACUACACGACUGUCACCGCCCUGACCCUUGGCGCGGACUCGGAAGCUCAUGAAGUCUACGCCACAGCCGUUCCACAGACUGCUUUCGAGUAUCCUUUUCUUCUCCACGUGCUGCUCGCUCUAGCUGCACUUCACCUCGGCCGGAUCUCUGGACCUGGCCUGGAUAACCUUGAGUACGCUCUCUUAGGAGGCAGACACUAUGAUGCUGCUCUCGUAAACUUCCAGACCACCGUCCGCGACAUUGACGAGAGCAACUUCAAAGGUGUCCUCAUUUUCGCAGCGAUUCUGUUCCCUUACUCCUGUGCAAGCUCAGUGGACCCUAGUCAUAACGUGGAUCACGCCUUUAAUUCGCUCCUUACCAACUUUACCGUGACCAGGAAGGUUCGACCAAUGGUUUCUAGCUUUUACAACAUUAUGAAAGCUUCCAUCUUGGGAAAGUUAAUACCCAAGGACGUGCAAGGCGUCGACUGGCUCACACAAGAGCCACCAGAGAACACCGAGCUUGUGCAGCUAUGUAAAUUUGCUGAGGUGGUGCACCAGCUCUACCCCCCGGACAUUGUAGACGCCUAUGGCUACGCGAUUCAUAUCCUGGUCUUGACUUUUGCGGCGGCAGAGAAGUCACAUGAACCACCUUCUGACGCACUCCUCAAGAUCUGGAUCCACUUUGUCAGCGAUCGAUAUGUCGAAUUGCUUGCGGAACGGCAACCAGGUUCACUGAUUAUCUAUGCGCACUAUGCAGUGUUGCUGCAGAAGAGUAGUGUCCGCUACUGGUACUUGGCAGGUGUCGCGGAGCAGAUACUUCGGGUCGCAGAAGCGCUGGUACCGAGUGAGUGGAGUGGCUGGUUGGAGUGGCCUAAGGAGCAGCUACGAGACCCUCACAACAUCCACACUCCGGGAUGA
Molecule: messenger RNA, 1209 nt
Organism: Boeremia exigua
Lineage: Eukaryota; Fungi; Ascomycota; Dothideomycetes; Pleosporales; Didymellaceae
Exons: 2
Coding region: 1-1209 (402 amino acids)
Biological process (GO): regulation of transcription by RNA polymerase II
Molecular function (GO): DNA-binding transcription activator activity, RNA polymerase II-specific; zinc ion binding
Source: RefSeq, a predicted model, not a curated record